Messenger RNA from Sardina pilchardus (European sardine), 7771 nucleotides. It is a transcript of the gene ltk, whose product is annotated as leukocyte receptor tyrosine kinase. The transcript is spliced from 29 exons. The record is from RefSeq and is a predicted model, not a curated record. Bases 167 to 4834 code for a protein of 1555 amino acids. Gene Ontology annotation, biological process: cell surface receptor protein tyrosine kinase signaling pathway; protein phosphorylation; regulation of neuron differentiation. Lineage: Eukaryota; Metazoa; Chordata; Actinopteri; Clupeiformes; Clupeidae. Gene Ontology annotation, cellular component: plasma membrane; signaling receptor complex. Gene Ontology annotation, molecular function: protein binding; ATP binding; transmembrane receptor protein tyrosine kinase activity.
CUCACCCCCGCCGAGGACGCAGCAGUGGCCGGGAGCUUGAUGGUGUAGAUGAGACGGAGUCCACGUGUUCCUGCUUCCGUUUUGUUUUUCUUCUUCUGCGGACAAUUAUCAAAGGUGGCAAAACAGCAAAUAGUUCGUUAGUUCCAGGAUCCUCCCCGAAGGAACCAUGGAUUACUCCGGUGGACAAACUCUGAUUAAAGUAUUUCUGUACAUACUAAUGGUUUCCAGUGCCAGUCACACCCUGUUGGACCGAACCCCUGAGACCUUCCCCGCAGAUUCACAUGAAGAUAGUGAAUACACGUACUGUGAUUAUGAGUCGCCUUGCUCCUGGUCCUUGUCCAAUCACAGUGGCAGCAGCGACUGGCAGGCCGUCUCACCUCAGCAGAAUCACCUGGGACGACGCGGUUUACAGCCGGUCACAGAUCACUCUGUCGGCAAUGCUGAUGGCCACUUCCUGGUUCUGGGGCCCAGCUCGUCAGCCGUGACCUCUGGGAACUGCGAGUUCCAUGUCACCAGUCCGGUGCUGAUGGGCAGUGGGCCCCUGUGCCACCUACGGGUUGCCCGCUUCUACCCACCUCCCUCCGAGGGCAACCUGUCGGUGCUUAUAAGACGAGCCGACUCCUCCGCGAUCCUCAAAGCACUCGCCCUCAGCACCACGGGCCACGGAAGCAGCAGAGCCUAUUGGGAGGAGCUGGAGGCUGCCAUCGGGCUGGUUGACGAGCCCUUUCAGGUGACGCUGCUUUACUCUGGGUGUCUAAAGGACGAUGGGGCGCUGCUGGCCAUAGACUCUUUGGAACUGCCAGGCUGUGAAGAUGACCAUGGCCUAGACAGUGACUGUGACGAGUCUACGACCUUACACUGUAACUUUGGAGGCUGUAUAGACAAAAGCCGGGUGUGUGACUUCCAUACAGACUGCCCAUUGGGGGAGGAUGAGGGCUUCGUAUGUGACUCCUUGCCUUUAGGGGCUCACUGCUCGUUCGAGUCGGGCCCGUGCGGUUGGUCAGUGUCCGAUCGUCCGUCCUCCUGGGCGCUGACCAGCGGGGAGGAGCUGGGGAACCGCAGAGGCCUCCUGGGCACCACGCUGCAGCUCACUCAAGGUCACUUCCUGUAUUUGAGGGUCAGGAGCAGUCGCCUAUCUGGAGAGGCUGUGAUGCAGAGCCUGACUCUUCCUCAGACCGUGUCUGCAAGAGACUGUCAGUUGCGUUUCUCUGUGUAUCUCUACGGGGAUUUCAAUGGCACUGUGAUGAUCUCGCUGGAGUCCAACGGCACCACGAUGUCCCUUCUGGUGUUCGAGAGGUUAGGGCUUUGGAAGGACAACUGGCAAGAGGUCACUCUGCCCAUUUCCCGCAUCCUCAAUGGGUUCCACAUCAAAGUGCGAGCGCUGUGGGGGCCUGCCUCUUAUGCUGACAUCGCCUUGGAUGACAUCACCCUGGGAGCAGCAUGUUUUAAAUCAGAUCUAAGCUCGAUGCUCUUGCAUAGCAAUGGGUUUCUGCACGGAUUGGACUCGCUGAGUGAUAUGGACUACUUCAGCCCUCUUCCUCAGCCUUCUUCAUCAGAGGUGUCUCUGAUGACCUGGUGGUUCACCUCCUGCGGGGCCAGUGGCCCUCGAGGCCCCACGCAGGCCCAGUGCGACAACGCCUACCGCAACACCAACGUCAGCGUGACCAUCAUCAAGGAGGGCCCCCUCAAGGGCGUGCAGAAGUGGCGUGUGCCCGCCACCGACAGAUACAAGAUAUCCGCGUACGGUGCAGCAGGAGGCAAAGGGGCCAAGAACCACAACAAGCGCUCCCACGGAGUCAUCAUCAUCGCCAUCUUUCCCCUGGAGAAAGGGGACAUGCUGUACAUCCUGGUGGGGCACCAGGGAGAGGAUGCAUGCCCAGGGAGAAACCCUCUGACGGAGAAGAUGUGUCUGGGCGAGUCAUUUGUGAUCGAGGACAGCUUCGCCAAAGACGGGAAGGACUCGGAGUGGGGCGGAGGAGGAGGGGGUGGAGGUGGUGCCACAUACAUCUUUAAAAUGGUGAGCGGGGAGCUGGUGCCGCUGCUGAUCGCGGCGGGCGGGGGAGGCAAGGCCUACCUGGAGGACCCGGAGAGCGGCCAGGAGCAGCUGCCGCUGGAGCAGUACGAGAACCACACCUCCGCCCUGUGCCACAACGGCAGGACGGGCGCAGCGGGAGGUGGAGGUGGUUGGAGAGACAGCACCACACAGAUGUGGGCAGGGAAGUCGCUGGUGGAGGGUGCGGAGGGAGGCUCGUCCUGCCCCAAGGCCCUGUCCAGGCUGAGCUGGGACACUUUCGGAGGGUUUGGCGGCGGAGGAGGGGCCUGCACUGCUGGUGGAGGUGGAGGUGGAUACAGAGGUGGGGAUUCGGCACUUUUCGAUGACAUCACAGCUGAUGGGCAAGAUGGUGUCUCUUUUGUUCACCACUCUGGAGAGAUAUUUCUGCAGCCAUUGGCAGCCAUGGAGAGUCACGGGGAGGCAGAGAUUGAGGUGCACCUGAACUGCAGCCACUGCCAGACGCAGAGCUGCAAGCGAGACGACGACAACCAGCUCAUCCACUGCCUGUGCCACAACGAGGAGGUGCUGGCCCCAGACAACGUCUCCUGCAUAGUGCCCGUGCCGGAGGUCCACCUGCCGCUGUCGCUGAUCCUGGCCGUGGUGGCAUCCACCGUGGUGACGGGCAUCGUGCUCACCUGUGCCAGCCUCACCUUCAUCUACUACCGGAAGAAGAACCACCUGCACGCGGUCAGGGUGCGACUCCAGACCCCGGAGUACAAGCUGAGCAAGAUCCGCUCGUCCACCAUCAUGACCGACUACAACCCCAACUACUGCUUCGCCGGCAAGGCCGCCUCGCUCAGCGACCUCAAGGAGGUGCCACGCAAGAACAUCUCCUUGCUGAGGGCUCUCGGUCAUGGUGCCUUUGGAGAGGUGUAUGAAGGCCAGGUCCUUGGCAUGAACGGGGAGAACUCCGCCAUGCAGGUGGCCAUCAAGACUCUUCCAGAAAUUUGCUCUGAACAAGAUGAGAUGGAUUUCCUGAUGGAAGCCCUGAUAAUGAGUAAGUUCAGCCAUCAGAACAUAGUGCGCUGCAUCGGUGUGAGCCUGCAGAUUCUGCCCCGCUUCAUCCUGCUGGAGCUCAUGACUGGAGGAGACAUGAAGAGCUUUCUCAGACAGAACCGACCCAAAGCAAACCAGACCUCCUCCCUGAUCAUGCUUGAGCUUUUACAAAUGGCCCGAGACAUCGCCCUUGGCUGCCGCUAUCUGGAGGAGAACCACUUCAUCCACAGAGAUAUUGCUGCUCGUAACUGUCUCCUGACAUGUACGGGUCAGGAGAGAGUGGCCAAGAUCGGGGACUUUGGAAUGGCCCGUGAUAUAUACCGGGCAAGCUACUAUCGCAAAGGUGGCCGUGCCAUGCUGCCGGUAAAGUGGAUGCCACCUGAAGCUUUUCUGGAGGGCAUUUUCACCUGUAAAACAGACACAUGGUCUUUUGGGGUACUGCUGUGGGAAAUUUUCUCUCUGGGCUACAUGCCUUACCCGUGCAAAACCAACCAGGAAGUACUGGAGUUUGUCACCAGCGGUGGCAGGAUGGACCCACCUAAGAGCUGUCCAGGGCCCGUCUACCGGAUCAUGACCCAGUGUUGGCAGCACUGCCCUGAACACCGGCCAAACUUCUCCGCCAUCUUGGAGAGGGUCAACUAUUGCACUCAGGACCCCGAUGUUAUCAACACACCUCUACCAGUCGAGUACGGGCCGACCAUGGAGGACGACGGAGGUACCGUGAUGCGUCCGGAGGGUUCCGGAAGCAUGAGCCCUCUGCUGGUGUCCCACUCCCUGUCCCAAGAUGCCUCUCUGCCUCCGGCAAGUGUCAGUCCGCUCCCACAGGCCCACAAGCCCCGGCUCCUGCUCCAGAGGCCCCAGCCCCUGCCCCAGGAGGCUGCCGCAUCGUACCGGGACGCCCUGGAGCCGUCCUGGGCCGAGCCGGUGCCGCCCGUGGCCAUCUGCCCCGGCUCCUGGCUCCAGGUCCCGGUCACCGCCGCCGCCGCCGCCGCCUCCACCGAGUUCCCCCACCACCGGCCCUGCUCGCGGAGCAGCUCCUCGUCGGGCAGCCAGAAGAUGAAGAACAAGACCAAGAACCUGUGGAACCCCACCUACGGCUCCUGGGUGCUGGAGAGCAUCGGCCGGGCCAAGACGGCGCUGUCGCACACGCAGUCCGUGCCGCUGUCCUGCUCCGCCGCCGCCGCCUGCUCCGUCCCGACCGUCGCGUCCUUGACUACCUCAGAGCGGAACGAUCCGGAAGCGGCUAGCGGGGGCGGCGGCGGUGGUUGCCAAGCGUCCGGGGGGCUGGUGUCUGCCGCAGCAGUGUUGCCCGCCUCUUGCCAGACCUCGGCGGGCCCUCAGGGGCUGAACUCAGGCCUGUCCUCGCGGAAGAGCCCGCUGGGAGGUGCGGCCGGCGGGGGAGGAGGAGGUGGAGCGUCCGGGGGGCCGCCAGCCAGCGCCAUGGACCUGGCCAAGCUCCAGACCUUCCCCUGCGGGAACGUCAACUACGCCUACGACGAGCACAGCUACGAGGCCGAGAGCCUGCCUCUGGUGGUGCCCAAGGCCGUAGAGCCCAGCGGGGCGGCGGCGGCGGCCGCGGCCGCUGUCCACAGCUCCUCGCCGGGCCUCUCCCUGGCAGGCCUGGCCCUGGCGCUGCCCUCCACCUCUGGACACAAGCCCCUGGUGAAGCGGCACGCCAGCUACGGGCACGAGGACAUCAAGCGGCACGCCAAGGCCGAGAAGCCCACCCGGGACAGGGACUCGGGCUUCUCCCUGUCCGAGGACCUGAGCGUCACGCCCGUCUAGCAGGGGCUCCUCAGGUGUCCGCACACAAGCCCCCGCCCCGCCAUCACUGGAGGGAUAACGUCACGACGCAAGCACUGGAAUUACGUUUUACACACUGGAACACGCCAAUACACUGGAGUAGACUCUUCCGUGUGCCAUAGUUGGCCUGCUGAAGAAAUCACAUGCUUGUCAUUUUUAAAAAAAAAAUCUAUAGAUAAAUAUAUAUAUUCGAAAUGAAGAAGCCUUUUUGUACACAUAGUAAUGUUUCUUAUGUAGCCUUGGUACUAACGAAAAUCGUCAUAGGUACACCCAGGAGCUUCUAAAUAUGUACUCACCUUUGAAGACCCAGGGAACGGACAGACUGACGAUGCUGUAACAGACUGAAACAAACACUAGAUUCUAAACAGAUAAUAUAAGGAAAAUCUAAGAGUUUAGAGUUAAAAUAGGAGGUCAGAGAUGUUUUUUAUUUGAGGAUGUUGAGGAGUCUCAUGAUCAAUACUGUGAAAAACACUUGCUAAGGUUCAACCAGCUAUGCACUCUAGGUCUGGUUUCAUCAAUCCAGCUCCGCACUCCAGGAAUGACAGCUGUGUAGCACUCUGGAUUCUACUGAUAACAGUUGAUUUGUACUUCUGAGGAUCCUAUACUCGCGUGAUCGUCUAAUAGUACUUUUAGGCUUUGGAUUUAACGGUAGAAUGUUUUAGGGAGUUGGUCCAAUAUUAUGCGUCUGAAAAAAAACAAUGUUCAAAAUACAGGUAUAUACUUAUAUUUUAGAAUCUAUUUGUGUCUGUGUGGAAAGGUUUUAGUAGAGCAACUGAGGAUUAAUGGCUGCUUAGAUUUUACACAGAGAAUGAAUUAUUUUUAUGCACUAAUAAUGUACAUACAAAUUGCUAACCCCUCAUUCUUAUUAGUUGCUCUGGAGACAUUUCCCAUUGCUCCUGCAGUACAUGUGUCACUAUCCACCAUUAUACUUUAGCCUGCUAGUAAACCAGACCCUGGAAUCUUUCAGAUUAAGGGUCUGGCCACGAAUAAUGAAAAUGGGGCAACGCCAAGCAAAGCAUUUGAAAAUCUCACUUCACGCAAUUGGAUAACACUACGACCAACGUUUACUCUGACUGAUGCUUGACUUCGACGCAAUUGGAUAACACUACGACCAAAAACGAAAGUUUUAGCGCUGUCGUCAUCAGUUUAGCUCGCCAACUCCUUUUUUGGUUACCACAGAUUACUAAGGUACAAGUAACGUGCAUCAUUGCUCAUUGCCAGAGUAUCUAGAGGACACAAUUCAAAUUAUGCUCUCGCGAGAACUCUGGAUUUCCAGGGUAAUUAUACUUAGGGGGAAGGGGCGCGCUGAUUAUAUUAUGCCAUCUUUAAGUACAGGUUAAGUCCUACAGUACAGUAGGUUGAAUGGCCCAAGAGGGGUCACAUCAAACAGGAGAAAUGUGGCCCAAUGUAAAAUACCAUAGCAGCUACAGUAUGCCUUGAUAGUGGGCUAUUAGCUUUACCUCUGCUGUUCUGAAUGAAAACGUUCAGAAUGAAUAGCAAACAGUGUGGGUGGUAUGUCAAUACAUUCAGCCCCAUCCCUGGCUUCAUAGAGGGUCAUAAGUGUUAUGGUUGGUGAGGGUUGCCAGGUAGUGUGUCCCCAUGUGCCUCCAGUAUACACAGAGAUUAACACACAGCAUUUACACUUAGCAUUAACACUCAGCAUUAACACUCAAUGUCGGCCCAGUAUUUUUGUGUCAUUUUGUGUCAUUGUCAUUGUGACAUACUGGCACUGGAUGGCAGCAUUGUUCUCGAGUGCAUCAUUAGGUGCUGUUUCUCAGGCAACAAGUAGGAUGAUAUGUACAACAUGGCACAUAAUGUAUACUAACAUGUAUGAUUAACGUUUGUUUUUUUUUUCAUAUUAGCCCACAGUUAGCCCACUUGGCCCUUAUUUACUUUAAACCCUCUCAUUUAUUUUGCAGUAGUGUACAUAGUUUACUUUUUUUUGCCCUACCGUUGAUUUUGCUAAAUUUCUUCAUCUAUGGGGUUAAUACACGGGGGCAGUUAAUAUGGUAUUAAUAUGGUUUUGUUUCUUUUAACUUGCAUAAGACACUGUCCUGCGGCUUAUACACAAUGUGACUAAUACACAGGCAAUUACUGUAUUCUUUUUGCUAAUUUGUUCAGUAUGUUUUGUUUUAGGUGCUGUGUUUUUGUUUUCAUCUGUAUAGAUCUAACACAACCACCAAGUUAUUGUAUGCACUUAAACAAGCCAUAAGGCUGUCUGCAAUUUUUCUGAAGAGCAAAUUCAAAUGGAAAGCCUUUUGACAACUACAAUGCAACAUCAACCUCUGUAGCUAUAAGGAUUUUUUUUUGGUCACUGGAUUUGCACAUCUGUCUGCAUACUUGGAACACUUCACAGACUUUUACUGGGAAAAGGACAUGUUUCAGUGUGAAUCACUGCUGUGCUGUACGUCAACAUCACCCUUCAGUUCUACCUUUCAGCUCUUAUAGUUUAUUUGACCAUACCACCAUUAGUAUAAACAUCCUUAGCUGUGCUCCAACUGAGUUGUGUUAUUAUUGUUAUUCUCUGGAUUCCUUCAACUGGACUAAGUAAUCUAUGUAGCUGUGCCAUGUUCAUCUCAUAUAUUUAUAUAUUAUAAAAAACCUUUAUGAGUAUAUUUUCUUUUGUUUCUUGUAGACGAUCACUGCCACUGGUCUGCAUGGACCUUGCUAUUGGGCCCUGCAGUACCUAUUUUUGAAUCAGGAGAUUGCGGUCUUCAUUGAAAAGCAGCACUCUGUGCUGAAGUGCUGUGGUUCAGUUGGAGACGUGUCCGUUGUGUUUCCUCUAUGUGUUUAUGUUUACGAGAGAAUAGCGUUAAGAACUACUUUAGCUCCCCUUUUGUGUUCCACAAAUGAGACACUGCUGUACAUGGUUCCUUAUUUUGAGGAUGACACUGUAUUCCCAUCAAAAUAAAUGUCUUU